Aureococcus anophagefferens is the source of this 720-nucleotide messenger RNA. RefSeq lists its product as hypothetical. Bases 1 to 720 code for a protein of 239 amino acids. The transcript has 2 exons. NCBI's taxonomy places the organism in Eukaryota, Pelagophyceae, Pelagomonadales, Pelagomonadaceae. The record is from RefSeq and is a predicted model, not a curated record.
AUGCACCCCACGGUGCCGCCCUCGGGCGCCAACCGCGCCGCGACCGACGCUGCGGAGCGCGACGCGGCGGCCUGCGCCCAGCGCGACCGCCUCGGCGACUCCGAGCGGCAGCCGGAGGCUCAAGCCGCCUCCCAGCUCGCCAAGCGCUACAAGACGGAGACGUCGUGGAAGGGGUCCCCGUUCCUCGGGCGCAACGGCCCCGACGCGGCGAUGCUCUACCGCUUCCUCGCCCAGUUCACGGCGUGCGACAACGCGAACCGAUUCAAGAAGUUCAAGCAGUACUGCCGCAUCGCGGGAUACGACUACGAGCUCAAGAAGACGUUCCUGGAGACGCUAUGUGUGGCGGACGACCCGGACGACGACGAGGACCUCGGCGUCGACAUGCACGGCUUCAUGGUCGCGCUGAAGAACAUCGAGCAGUUCCAGAAGUACGCCAAGGCCGCGUGGGCCAAGGCCUCCAAGAGCGACACGGAGAUCCCGGAGAAGUUCUACGACGAGCUCCGCGCCGCCUACGAGAACAGCUACGCCAUCGUCCAGUCCAACGCCAACAUCGAGACCUUCCGCAUCGAGCUCGCGGAGGACACGACCGCCGUCGCGUCCAAGACCGCGAAGCUCCGGCGCCGCGUCGCGGAGUACGGGCUGGAGAAGAUGUCGGGGGUGAACGCGACGGACAAGACGUGCACGUUCGUGGCCAACACCCUCCCCCUCCUCGAGCGCUAG